AUGCUCCGAUCUUUGUUGCCGUUGGGCGUGGCCCUUCUCGGCGCAACCAGCGUUUUGGCUGUUGAUCCUCCCUCCUGCAGUCUGGACAAGAAGUGCCCCGAGGAAGCACCCUGCUGCUCUCAAUACAACCAAUGCGGCGUUGGCGCAUUCUGUCUCGGCGGCUGCGACCCGCGCAUGUCCUUCUCCAUCGACUCCUGCGUCCCUGCGCCAGUAUGCAAGGACAAAACCUACAAGAUGGACUCGCUCGACCGGUACAAGCACAUCAGCGAAUACCUUGGCGACUCUAGCAAGGUGGACUGGGUUGGCCAAGGAGAGCCCCUCUUGUACAACGGCCAUACCCUGUUGACCAUGCCUCCCAAGUCGGUCGGCACUGUGCUGGCCACCACGACCUACAUGUGGUAUGGCAAUGUCAAGGCCAGGAUCAAGAGCUCUCGGGGCGCUGGUGUUGUUACCGCCUUCAUCCUGUUUGGUGAUGUCAAGGACGAAAUUGACUUUGAGUGGGUUGGUGUCGAUCUGAACACGGUUCAGACCAACUACUACUUCCAGGGUAUUACAGAUUACGGCAAUACUGGUAACUUGACUGUGGAUGAUUCGUACACCAAAUUCCACGACUAUGAGAUCCAAUGGACCCCAGACGAAAUUCGGUGGCUUGUCGAUGGAAAGGUUGGCCGUGUCAAGAAGAGAUCCGAGACUUGGAACGCCAAGACUCAGCAGUGGAAUUUCCCCCAGACGCCAUCCCGUGUUCAGAUCUCCAUCUGGCCCGGUGGUCUCGAGACCAACGCCAAGGGCACCAUUGAUUGGGCUGGUGGAAAGAUCGACUGGAACUCGGAUGAGAUCAAGAAGUAUGGCUACUACUUUGCCACCUUCGGAGAGAUCAAGGUCGAGUGCUGGAAGACGGACAAGUCCCCGGGCACCAACAAGGGUGUCUCUUACUACUACAAUGACAUCAGGGCUACCAACGACACCGUCGUCGACAGCAACAAGCCUACCAUUCUCAAGAGCUUCCUCGGCACGGGGACAAACAUGAACAAGGGUGAAACCACUCAGUCCGGCAGCGCCUCCCAGACCUCCGCUAUUCACGCUAUUCCUGGCGGUGGUGUUGUCGGGUCCGGAAACGCCCCCGGCGUUAACAAUGGCGGCUCCAGCUCUGGCGGUCCCGACUCGGGCUCCAACUCCGGUGGUGGUGCUGCUGCCAACCCUGGCUGCAGCUCCGAUGGCUUUUUGCAAAACUGCGGUCAGGCUGCCACUGACGGUGACAGCAAUGGCAACAACAGCAACGAUGGCGUUCGCGGAGCCGAAAGGCUGGGCGCCAGCGCCUUUGCUGUCAUCAUUGGUAUUGCCGGUCUCCUCUUCCUUUGA
This is a messenger RNA of Podospora anserina S mat+, 1359 nucleotides long. RefSeq lists its product as uncharacterized. Gene Ontology annotation, molecular function: hydrolase activity, hydrolyzing O-glycosyl compounds; glycosyltransferase activity. The transcript has 3 exons. The coding region runs from base 1 to 1359 and encodes 452 amino acids. The record is from RefSeq and is a predicted model, not a curated record. Gene Ontology annotation, cellular component: fungal-type cell wall. Gene Ontology annotation, biological process: fungal-type cell wall organization; carbohydrate metabolic process. NCBI's taxonomy places the organism in Eukaryota, Fungi, Ascomycota, Sordariomycetes, Sordariales, Podosporaceae.